This is a messenger RNA of Polychytrium aggregatum, 1803 nucleotides long. RefSeq lists its product as uncharacterized. Gene Ontology annotation, cellular component: transcription export complex 2. Lineage: Eukaryota; Fungi; Chytridiomycota; Chytridiomycetes; Polychytriales. Gene Ontology annotation, biological process: transcription elongation by RNA polymerase II; poly(A)+ mRNA export from nucleus; post-transcriptional tethering of RNA polymerase II gene DNA at nuclear periphery. Gene Ontology annotation, molecular function: RNA binding; double-stranded DNA binding. The coding region runs from base 193 to 1443 and encodes 416 amino acids. The transcript has 8 exons. The record is from RefSeq and is a predicted model, not a curated record.
CCUCCGAUCUACUGCCUCCGAUCUACUGCCUCAGAUCUACUGCCCUCCGAUCUACUGCCUCAGAUCUACUGCCCUCCGAUCUACUGCCUCAGAUCUACUGCCUCAGGUCUUGCCUGUCGCCUUCGAUCUUUGAUCCACCACCACCACCGACGCCGCCGCCGCCGCCGUUGCCGAUACGGCCGCUCAUCCGAGAUGCGAUCGUCGCCGAGUGACUUUGUGCUGGCCUAUAUCCGAUCGGUGGGCUCGGCAUCGUCAGGGGCUCUUGCCCAGGCCUUCCCCGUCCAUCCAACAGCCGACUCGGUGCUGCCGGUGCUGCCGGUGCUGCCAGCGCUGCUGCAAGUCAUCCAGACCAUCCCGAUCGCCGACAUCGAGAGCAUGGCCAGCCGGUACUCGCAGCCCCGGUGUCUGUCGCCCGUCAUUGUCGCAUACCUCAAGUAUCUGCGGAUCUAUUCGUCCUUUACGAAUCCCUUGACCCUGUUCGAGCCCUUUCUGAAGGUCUACGAUGCUGUCUUUGCGAUUCUCCAGAACGAUGAGCCCUUUUCGAUUCUGCCGCUAUGGAGACUCGUCUGCAAGAACCUCGUCAGCCUGGCGCUCGAGAUUGACGAAUACUGGAGGGCCCGCAACCAGGCCUCGACAAAGACGUCGGAUGUGCAAGCGAAGCUGAAUGCGUCGAUACGGAACCUGGCUCCAGACCGUGCCGAGACUGCUGAGGCCAGGGCCGGUCUGCUCGUGGCCGUCAAUAGUGCAUACUCGCUCUAUUUCCAGAUGGACGAGCUGACCUUGGCCGAAAAGAUGCAAAACCUCCUGCUGAACUUCAACAUCGACUUUAGGAGCUUUUCUCGGCCGCAGGAGCUUCUGAUGUACCACUACUAUACCGGCAAGUAUGCUCUCCUCAAGCACGACUGUCUCAAGGCCGCGCGGCAGCUGAGCGAGGCAUAUUCCUGCUGCCCAAGCUCGGCGCCGAGGAGCAAACGACGGAUCCUCAUCAGCUUGAUCAUUGCCAAGCUCUGCCUCGGCGUCUUUCCGACCACGGCUCUAUUGGCACACUUUGGACUCGUCGAGGUGUUUGACGGACUCAUCGGCUCGGUGCUGCAAAACAACUACAUGGGCUUCCUGGAGCACCUCGAGAUGCAACGCGAGUUCCUGAUCCGGCACGAGGCAUAUUCGCUUCUCAAGUUUCGUCUGACCACAGUGAUCUACCGCAACGUCAUCCGCAAGACAUCCCUAUUGGUCGAUUCGUUCCCGGUGCUGCAUCUGAGCAGUGUACUUGUGGCAUUCGAGCUCGCGGGAUUUUCCGAUUUUACGAUCGACGACAUGGAGAGUCUCUGCGUUGGACUAAUCGAUCAGGGAUUCAUCCGCGGAUAUAUGAUCCAUAACCCGCAGCGCAUCGCUCUGUCCAAAACCAACCCGUUCCCACCUAUAUCCUCGGUGAUGAACGCUUAGAGCCGCCGGCGCCCUGCAACGUGCGAGCAGUCAUCGGGCACAGACGAGAUGCAGAAGCGGAUCGGUAUCAAACCUGGGGCCACGGCAGGUGGAUUUGUGCGGAUACGCCAGGGUACUCCAGAGCUUUGACACUCGCCCCGCUUCUUGCAAACGACGUUGCGCGAUUGUGUUGUACUGCAGAGUCAAUCCAGAAGAAAAAGGGACAGUGCCCUCUUCUAUGGCAUCAGCGACCGAUCGUCUUGAAAACACCCCGGUCGAUCUCCUGUGGCGACAAUCGACUGGCAUGAUGUCUCGAUGUGCGAAUGUGGUGCAUGCCUUCGAGCAACUGAAUCAUGCUUUCGAGCGUCUGAACAGCCCCAU